AUGAGAAAUUCCACUACAGUAACAAACUUCAUUCUUCUUGGACUAACCGGCGACCCGCAGUGGCAGGUGGUGCUUUUCGUAUUUCUCCUGGUUACCUACAUGCUGAGUGUGACUGGGAACCUGAUCAUUAUCAUCCUCACCCUCUCAGAUCCCCAUCUGCAGACACCGAUGUAUUUCUUCCUUAGAAACUUCUCAUUUCUAGAAAUAUCAUUUACCUCUGUCUGCAUCCCCAGAUUCCUUGUCACGAUCGUGACAGGAGACAGAACUAUUUCCUAUAAUGGUUGUGUGGCUCAGUUAUUUUUUUUCAUCUUCUUGGGGGCGACAGAAUUUUACCUUCUGGCUGCCAUGUCCUAUGAUCGUUAUGUGGCCAUCUGCAAACCUCUGCAUUACACAACCAUUAUGAACAGCAAAGUCUGCAUCCUCCUUGUGCUUAGCUCGUGGCUUGCGGGUUUCUUGAUCAUCUUCCCACCUACGAUCUUCCUGCUGCAGUUGGAUUUUUGUGCCUCCAAUGUGAUCGAUCAUUUCAUCUGUGACUCUUCUCCAAUUCUACAGCUUUCUUGCACAAAUACUCGCUUUCUAGAACUCGUGGCCUUUUUUUUAGCGGUGGUAACACUCAUGGUCACUUUGACAUUAGUUAUUCUCUCCUACACGAAAAUCAUCCGGACAAUUUUGAGAAUUCCUUCCACUAGUCAAAGGAAAAAAGCAUUUUCCACAUGUUCCUCCCAUAUGGUUGUCGUCUCCCUUUCUUAUGGGAGUUGCAUCUUCAUGUAUAUUAAGCCUUCUGCAAGGGAGAGAGUGACUUUAAGCAAAGGGGUAGCUGUGCUCAAUACCUCGGUGGCACCGCUCUUGAAUCCCUUCAUCUAUACGUUAAGGAAUCAGCAAGUGAAGCGAGCCUUCAAGAGCGUGGUCCAGAGGAUGAUUCUUGUUUCAAAUAAAUGA
Ochotona curzoniae (black-lipped pika) is the source of this 939-nucleotide messenger RNA. Its product is annotated as olfactory receptor 6C75. The transcript has a single exon. The record is from RefSeq and is a predicted model, not a curated record. Bases 1 to 939 code for a protein of 312 amino acids. NCBI's taxonomy places the organism in Eukaryota, Metazoa, Chordata, Mammalia, Lagomorpha, Ochotonidae. Gene Ontology annotation, cellular component: membrane. Gene Ontology annotation, biological process: G protein-coupled receptor signaling pathway. Gene Ontology annotation, molecular function: olfactory receptor activity; G protein-coupled receptor activity.